AUGAUGGAGCUGGUGAAGGGGCUGCUAUGUGAGAACCAAGAUGCAGUCAGCUGUAAUGGCUAUAACAGCCAAUGGGCCAAAUGCUCACAUUUAAAUUUGGCUGAGCCAGAGCAAGUGACGGUGUUUUUAAUCAUAUCAGGCAGGAUGACUUCAGUUUGUGUGCUCACCCCCAAUGGAAGACGGCAAAAUGUAAAAGUGUCACCCAAUACAACUCUACUUCAGGUUCUGGAAGAGGUUUGCAACAAACAUGGGUUCAAGUCAGAUGACUAUGGAUUGAAGUUUCAGAGAAAUGUUCCAGACCUGUCUCUGCAAUGGCGCUUUUCAGGUCUGCCAAAUAAUGCCAAACUUGAAGUAGUGCCAAGCAACAGAUGCGCUGGAGGAGCAGAUAGCACAGUACAAAUUGCUGUGCAGCUUGAGGAUGGAAGCCGUCUCCAACAUGCAUUCUCUUCUCAGCAAAGCCUUUGGGACAUCCUCUCCCACUUCCCUGAAAUAAGACUCUCUGAUGAAGACAAUUCUCAGCCAACAUGUGUGUAUAUGAGAGAUGAGAUAUCUGGGAAAGAAGCGCUACAGAAUGCUACUCUGAAAUCUAUGGGCUUAAUUGGAGGCAGUGCCAUAGUCAGAUUCAUGUUGAAACGGACAAAAAUCCAGGAUGGGAUUUCCAAAGAGGCAGCAGCUGCUGUACCGACAAGCAGUGUUACCAUGGCUCCCUCAGAACACCUGUCCAAUGACCAUGUGCCCCAGCAGCCAUCAGAAAACAAUAUGUCUGUCGAUAAUAUGGCAGACAAGAGGACGUCCUCUCCCAUGUCUGUGGAAACAUGCAACGUUGGUCCUCCAGAGAACGCGACAACCCCAUGUCCCAAUGCCCUGACCUACAAGAAUGAAAUGUCAACAGGCUCACGAUCUCAGGAACCAAGAUCCACAAGUAACAUUCCAGAGGAGCAAAGAGAAGCAGAAUUAGAUGAGCACCAGAAUGCUCAACAACAAAUGGAGAAGCCUGGGUCCUCUGGAAGAUGUGACAUUUCAAGCCAAGAUUAUGCACACAGCACCUUUGUACCCUUCUCUGGGGGUGGGCAAUGUUUGGGCAGCAGCGCUGGAACCGGCAGCACAAGAUUCUCAUCUCCAGCCAUGGUGGGACCUCCCCAAGCCAAAAAACACAAGUCAAACUUUGAAAUAAAGGACGUGGACAGAAGAUCUACAGUAUAUCAUAUGGACACUGGUGAAAGUGUGGAUACCAAUCAGACGGACCUACCAGACGAGUUUUUCGAAGUUACUGUGGAUGAUGUACGGAAGCGUUUCGCCCAACUAAAGAGUCACAGAACAUUGCUGGAAGAAGCCCCUCUCAUGACUCAAGCCCUCAGGGAGGCGAAGGUGAAAGAGAAGAUGGAAAAGUACCCUUUAGUAGUUGUUAGAGUCCAGUUUCCAGACCGACAUGUAUUACAAGGAUUCUUUACCCCCAUGGAAACAGUCACUGCCUUGAGAGAGUUUGUGAAGGUGCAUCUGGAAGACCCACAUCUUCGCUUCUACCUCUUCAUUACUCCCCCAAAGUCCAUUUUGGAUGACUCAAAAACGCUUUUUCAGGCCAACCUCUUUCCUGCUGCUGUGGUUUACUUUGGCUCAGAGGUUAAAGCAGAAUCUUUCUUGCGAAGAGACGUUUUGGAGUCAAGCGUCAGCGCUCAGCAAGCAGAAGAAAUAAUUGUGGACUCUAUUACCAGAUCCCCAGUGUCGCCAUCUGCUGCGUCAUGUUCUUCUGAGGACUCCUCUCAAACGCCGGCAGUGUGCACAGCAUCAGUCCCCAAUCACGAGGUAGCAGAGGGGACCCAGCCUGCUCAGGCUCCAAAACCAGUCCGAACUGAUCCCAGCAAAGUCCCCAAAUGGCUGAAGUUGUCAGGGAAGAAAUGAAGAUCUUAAGCUGAGGGUGCCAAGUCUAUUGGGUGGUUGAAGAAUAGAUAAUUUUGAUGGAUAACAGGCUAUACAUUUAUAAUAUGUAAUAGAUAUAUAAUUACUAUUAUAGAUUUCUAUAAAUGUUGUGCCACACAUCCAGUUGUCCAGCCAAAUGAUGAUGAUGAUGAUGAUGAUGAUGAUGUACAAAUGUAUGAGUAUGACAAAUAAAAUAAAAAAAAAUGGGGAAACCGUUUCAUUCUG
This is a messenger RNA of Engraulis encrasicolus (European anchovy), 2142 nucleotides long. It is a transcript of the gene aspscr1, whose product is annotated as ASPSCR1 tether for SLC2A4, UBX domain containing. The transcript has 17 exons. NCBI's taxonomy places the organism in Eukaryota, Metazoa, Chordata, Actinopteri, Clupeiformes, Engraulidae. Gene Ontology annotation, cellular component: vesicle membrane; nucleus; cytoplasm. Gene Ontology annotation, molecular function: protein binding. Gene Ontology annotation, biological process: glucose homeostasis; intracellular protein transport. The record is from RefSeq and is a predicted model, not a curated record. The coding region runs from base 1 to 1899 and encodes 632 amino acids.